ACCCCGCGCCAGCAGCUCGGUGGCCGAGUCGGUCCCGCGGCCGGCGGAUCGGGCGCGCGCGUCGGGGGUCGUCCGGCUGCCAGGCAGGGCGAGCACGCGCCGGGAGGCCUUGGAGGCGUAGGGGGCGGGGGUACGGCUCGCCUGCUCGCAAGAUGGCGGACGAGGACGGGGAAGGGAUUCAUCCCUCAGCCCCUCACAGGAACGGAGGUGGCGGCGGCGGCGGGGGGUCUGGGCUCCACUGCGCCGGGAACGGCGGCGGGGGAGGCGGCGGCCCGCGGGUCGUGCGCAUCGUCAAGUCCGAGUCCGGCUACGGCUUCAACGUGCGGGGCCAAGUGAGCGAGGGCGGGCAACUGCGGAGCAUCAACGGGGAGCUGUACGCGCCGCUGCAGCAUGUGAGCGCCGUGCUGCCCGGGGGGGCGGCCGAUCGGGCCGGGGUGCGCAAGGGGGACCGCAUCCUGGAGGUGAACCACGUGAAUGUUGAGGGGGCGACACACAAGCAGGUGGUGGACCUGAUUCGAGCAGGCGAGAAGGAAUUGAUCUUGACAGUGUUAUCUGUACCUCCUCAUGAGGCAGAUAACCUAGAUCCCAGUGACGACUCGUUGGGACAAUCAUUUUAUGAUUACACAGAAAAGCAAGCAGUGCCCAUAUCGGUCCCCAGAUACAAACAUGUGGAGCAGAAUGGUGAGAAGUUUGUGGUAUAUAAUGUUUACAUGGCAGGGAGGCAGCUGUGUUCUAAGCGGUACCGGGAGUUUGCUAUCCUACACCAGAACCUGAAGAGAGAGUUUGCCAACUUUACAUUUCCUCGACUCCCAGGGAAGUGGCCAUUUUCAUUAUCAGAACAACAAUUAGAUGCCCGACGUCGGGGAUUGGAAGAAUAUCUAGAAAAAGUGUGUUCAAUACGAGUAAUUGGUGAGAGUGACAUCAUGCAGGAAUUCCUAUCAGAAUCCGAUGAGAACUACAAUGGUGUGUCCGACGUAGAGCUGAGAGUAGCAUUACCAGAUGGAACAACGGUUACAGUCAGGGUUAAAAAGAACAGUACUACAGACCAAGUAUAUCAGGCUAUCGCAGCAAAGGUUGGCAUGGACAGUACGACAGUGAAUUACUUUGCCUUAUUUGAAGUGAUCAGUCACUCCUUUGUACGUAAAUUGGCACCUAAUGAGUUUCCUCACAAACUCUACAUUCAGAAUUAUACAUCAGCUGUGCCAGGCACCUGCUUGACCAUUCGAAAGUGGCUUUUUACAACAGAAGAAGAAAUUCUCUUAAAUGACAAUGACCUUGCUGUUACCUACUUCUUUCAUCAGGCAGUCGAUGAUGUGAAGAAAGGUUACAUCAAAGCAGAAGAAAAGUCCUAUCAAUUACAGAAGCUAUACGAACAAAGAAAAAUGGUCAUGUACCUCAACAUGCUAAGGACUUGUGAGGGCUACAAUGAAAUCAUCUUUCCCCACUGUGCCUGUGACUCCAGGAGGAAGGGGCACGUUAUCACAGCCAUCAGCAUCACGCACUUUAAACUGCAUGCCUGCACUGAAGAAGGACAGCUGGAGAACCAGGUAAUUGCAUUUGAAUGGGAUGAGAUGCAGCGAUGGGACACAGAUGAAGAAGGGAUGGCCUUCUGUUUCGAAUAUGCACGAGGAGAGAAGAAGCCCCGAUGGGUUAAAAUCUUCACGCCAUAUUUCAAUUACAUGCAUGAGUGCUUCGAGAGGGUGUUCUGCGAGCUCAAGUGGAGAAAAGAGGAAUAUUAGUUAGAGACUGAUUAUCUCAUGUGAGCCAGGACAUUCUUCCAGCAAGGUUGGCCUCUGGAUGGUGAACGGGCUGUGCAAAAAAGCCCUGCUUCUUCCCUUGUCUAGAGGGUGGACAUUGGCUACAGGCUCUUCCAUCUCUCAUGACUUCAUGGACCCUCCUCUGCCAGUUUUUUAAAUCAGAUCACCCUCCAUGUUGUUCCUGACCCACAGGGGAAGCUGUCCUCAGUUGUAGCCGUCUUGACUGGAUGAGUCCUGGCAGUCUUUCUAGGCGAACCAAGAAUGUUUGUGUGAGGGAAGGUGUUUGCUGUUGCUUUACUGCUGUCUGUAUGUGCCAGUGCUGGAACAGAAUUUGGAAGAUUCUGAAUAAUUAGUUACUUAUUCUCAAAGAAAAUCUUUGAAAGAAUCAGGAGGUCAAGUCAAGAACAUGAAAAUUUAUAUUUUAGUACAGUAGAAAGAACAUUGGGCUCUGGGAAUUUUAUCUGGGUUUUCUCCUGGCUUUUUUUUCCCUCUGUGUAAUUUUGGGUAAAUCAGCCUCCCUAGCUUUCAGUUUUCUCUUCUGUGAAACAGGAAGACUGAACCACGUAAUUAAUAUCCAAGGUCCCUUCCGGCUCUAAAAGGCUAUGAUUCUAGAUGAGAAGUUAUAUCAAGAAAGAUGUGGCCAAUCAGAUUGAGUCAUCCAGGCAUACCUUUUUAGCUUCUGUUUGUGGAGUUGUCUCCAGAUAAGAGGAGAUGUGCCUUCCCAAUAACUCUUUUUUUUUUUCCUUUCAGAACAUUUUCCAGAUGGCGAGGUCACAGCAGAGAGAUGUGGCCACCUAGCCUUUCCUUAUCCCCUUCCCUUCCCUUCACCCCCAUCCUCUUACUCCUUUCAUGUCCCAUUUCAGACAGAGUAACCAUUAACAAAAAAGAAGAGAAAAAGUUAAAGUCGUUAUAUUCAAAAGCCCUAAACUAAAUAUUAUUAAUAACCCCCUCUGAAUUUCAUGUCUCUGGAAUUGAGGUGGUAGUGAACAGCAGAUCGGUCAGCACCAGAAGUCAACUGAGUUAAGGCAGGAAAAGAAAUAAGCCCAACCAACUUGCCAAAGGUAUCUUUGUCCUUUCACCUGGGCCUCAUACCAACAGCCUCUCCUUGUACUAUAUUUUUAAAACUGGAACUAUGAACUUCAUCCAUUUGCACUGUUCAGACAUAUAUAUGUAUGUAUGUAAAAAUUAUAUAUACACAAAUUAGCUGCACGUAUAUACAUAUAUAUAUUUCUUUUUAAAUUUCAUAUUGAUGGCAGUACCUUUUUUAGCUUGUGUUUUUACACACCUUUCACUAGAAUCCAUGACCUCCCUCGUGCUCUCUUUCUUUUGAAACAAACUUUAAAAAGGAAAAAAAAGCAUUUUACAGGGAAAAAUACCUCUCCUCAUGAAGGACUUGAAAAGUUUACAACCUGCUUGGAUUUUUGCCCCUUUUUUUGUAUUGAGUAUAGAUUCCGGCUCAUGGGUUGCCAUAGAGUCUAGGAACAAGGAGUAUAGUUUCUUUAUCUUCCAAGAGGGUGCUGGGGAGGAGAAAGAGGUGUGUUUCUCAAGGUUAACAGGCUGUAGUUCUGCAGGGAGAGCCUGAAGUCCUGGUAUGGGCUCUUGAUUCUGUGACAAUUUUUUUGAUCCAUCUAUUUCUCUCACUCCUGGCUUUCUAGCCACAUUCUGCACCUCCUUCCUGCUUUCCUAGAGCCUCGGUAUGCUUUCCCUCAACCGACCCUGGCUCAGGAGGUUGAUGCCAUGGGAACCUGAACCUGAAACACUUCAUGGUAGUAAUUUCCUGUUUUCCUUGCCUUUUUUUUUUUUUUUUUUUUUUUUUUCUGAGACAGGGUCUUACUCUGUCGCCCAGACUGGAAUGUGGUGGCAUGAACAUAGCUCACUGUUACCUUGAAUUCUGGGCUCAGGUGAUCCUUCCGCCUCACCCUCCUGAGUAGCUGGGACUACAGGUGUGCACCACCACACCUGGCUAAUUCUUCUUAAAAUUUUUUUGUAGAGACAGGGUCUCACUAUGUUGCCCAGGCUGGUCUCAAACUCCUGGCCUCAGGUGAUCCUCUUGUCUCAGCCUCCCAAAGUGCUGGGAUUACAGGCAUGAGCCACUGUGUCCUUCCCUGCCUUUUUUGCAGCAGGGAUAGUACUCAGGACCAGAGUUAAGCUGAUACCUUAGGCACACAGGUUGGACUUACAUAGAGGAAAGAAAGCAAGAAAUGCCCUAUGUACAUGAGGUUUUACCUCCUCCAUUCCUGACCAAUAACCACCCAUAACUACGGCAUUCUCUGUGACUUCCUUAAACAGCAGUGAUGGGAAGGGAUCCAAUAGUAUCUUCAAGGCCUUGGGGAAACUUGCAGUGGGUCAGUGGUCUGUGCCAACCAAACGAUAGCCCCAUCCAAGCCAGCUGAGAACCUAGGAAGGAGUAGUAGGAAUAUGGUUGAUUAGAUUGGAUCUCCCAAGUUUUAAUUGAAAGGAGACUGAACGAAAACCUUUCUGCUUUCUGUCCGUUAAAGAGCUCCUCAUCUGAUCUUGCAGCUAGACCCUUUGAGACUUAAGAGCUGCAUCCCAGGAUCAGAAGCCAGGGCUAAUUGGGGUAGGACAAUAUUCCCAGCCCCUAAGCUCUGUAGAUAAUGCAUAAGAAGCACCAAGUCAGGCUCAGAUGCAACUAAAACACAUCUUUGAGCCUUUUCUUUUUCCCUUCUCCCCUUUCUAAACAAAAACCUUCCUAGGAUGGCAUCUUUUGCUCUAACUGGGAGACAGUCAUAAUUGGUUGUAGUCAAUUCUACUAAGCAGUGUUGGGGUGGUUGGAAAGUCUCUUUUUUGUAAUUUGUUUUUGCAAAUCAUUGUGAGGCCACUUUUUCUUUCUUUCUUUCUUUCUUUCUUUCUUUCUUUCUUUCUUUCGUUCUUUCGUUCUUUCGUUCUUUCUUUCUUUCUUUCUUUCUCUUUCUUUCUUUUGCUUUCCUUCUUUCAUCUCUUUUUUGUAAUUUGUUGUUGCAAAUCAUUGUGAGGCCACUUUUCUUUCCCCUUCCUUCCUUCCUUUUUUUCUGUUUUUUUUUUUUUUUUUUCCCAGAGUCUUGCUCUGUCGCCCAGGUUGGAGUGCAGUGGCACGAUCUCGGCUCACUGCACCCUCUGCCUCUUGGGUUCAAGCGAUUCUCCUGCCUCAGCCUCCCAAGUAGCUGGGAUUACAGGCAUACACCACCACGCCCCACUAAUUUUUUGUAUUUUUGGUAGGGCGGGGUUUCACCAUGAUGGCCAGGUUGGUUUUGAACUCCUGACCUCAAGUAAUCUGCCCACCUCGGCCUCCCAAAGUGCUAGGAUUACAGGAGUGAGCCACUGCGCCUGGCCCACUUUUCUUUCUUUCCUUCUUAUUUUGUUAUGCUGGCAGCCAUUUGCCCCUGCAUGGUAUGGGAUCAAAGAGGACAGCCUUUCCUCCCUCACCUUCUCCAAAUCUAGGUGAAAUCACAGAGUACAAAACGUGAGAAUGCUGAAUGUGUAAAGUUGCAGAGGGAUCCCUAAUUUGAAGACUUUGACACAGAACUAACUUCUUUUGACUUAAAUGAAUUUAAAAUGAGCCAAAGGACCCUGAAAAGAAGACAUGUUGAUUUCCCACUCCUAGAUGCUAAAGAGACUUGGCACCAGCUUUGUUCAAACUGUAAAAAUAGCAAUUUGCCCCUACUCGCUCAGAGUGGGACAGUAGUGAACAGAGCUGGGAUUCCAUGCGACAGCUUGAAUGCUGACCUUCAGACAUGAGACAUAGGGAUUUGGAGGCCCCUUAGAAUGGGUAGAUGGUGUUAUGUUCCCUUUCUGGCAUAGCAUUCACUUGGUGCUUUGGAGAUUAGGUGAGGGCCCUAUAGGUAGUUGGCCUGUUGGCAGAAUUUAUUUAGGAACAGCCCUUUUGAAAGUGUCCCAGUAACAACGCACCCAGCUGCAGCAAGGAGGUGGGGAAGGAGGGCACCCCAAAGGACAGCGCCUUCUUCUCUUCCACCCAUGCACGGCCUUGGGUGAUGGAGGCGGGUUCCCUGUGGCUGCGUGGAUCCCAUAGGAUCAAGCCCUUCUUUGCAUGAAGCAGUGUUGUGACUCUUCUCUCUCCCCUUCCUCUGCACUUCCUUUCUGUAAUCCCUACUGUUCUUCUUAGUCCCAGCUUCUGCCCAGGGAGGCUUCUACCCAGACUUCUUUUGCAAUUUGUCCCUGGGAAGAGGGGGUCUCCCAGUGCCCCCAGCUUCAUCCCAGCAGAACCAGCAGGAUCCUCCUGGUCUCUCACUGGCCUUCCUCCACACUUGGUUUCUAUCCUCAGGGGUAGAAGCUCAGAGCUUUUUAUGGCCCAGGAGAAAAUGUAGACCCUGAGAAACCUGUCCCUGCAGAAAGGUUCCCUUGGGCCAUGCUUUGGGCCCUCUGCUCUUUAUAUGUUUAUUCUAUUCUCCAUUUUUCCACCCCGUCCUUACCCUAGGCCUAAACACAGGUACAGAUAUGUGCAUGCUCAGGGCAGCUCCUAGGCCUGGACUGAGCUCUCAGGGGGGAAUUAGAUAAAUAUUCCAACAUCCUCAUGCCUGGCCCAUUUAGUUUCAUCCUUUAGUUACCCAGGCCAGUAGCUUUGGGUUAUCCCUUCCUGUAGCUCCAAACCCAGCACUUGGAGCAGCAAAAUAGGGCACUGACAGGAGAUGAAACUCUCUCCUAUCUCAGAAUUUGCCAACUUCUGGGCUGGGCUCCUAGGAGGUAGUUUUCUUGAAGGGGACUGCAUCCUAGUUGACCUGAAUUUUCCAGACCAGGAGGGACUGCUGUGCUCUCCCUUCUCGCCAUCAUACUGUUUGGCUAGAUUCAUUCAGCAGUAGAAGCUGUUUGAUCUGUUGACCCCAGCAUACUGCUGUUUCUUCACCAGCUUCAUUGUGUCACAGUAGCUUCCUUUGGGAGGAUGAUGUGAUAGAACACUCAGAGAGAGGGAGGGAGAAGAGAGAUAGUGGGUAUGCUUCUCUAGCUCCCCAUCUUCCAGGUCCACCUCUUGACUUCCUGUUCCCCUAAACCUGAGCACAUCACGCCAGGCCUCUUUGCUGCCAGGACAGCAUCAGCUCACUCCUCAGCAAUAAUCUAGGGUAUGUGGGAAGGUCAGGGCUGUGGUAAGGAAUAGAAUCAAAGAGGGGAGUGAUACGGGGUGGGGGCACUUGGCCGCCUGCUAAACUUGGACAUUAAUUUUAUAUCAUGACCCCCUUUUAAGCCAGUGAGCUGGGCUUCAGUUUUUCCCAGGCCAUGCACAUUUAAUUUAUUUCAGAGAAACUCUAAUUGUAUUUUCACUGCAGUAUCUUGUAUUUUUUAUUUGUGAUUUAAGAAAUGUGAAGAGAAAAUACACAGACACAAUAAUGGCUAACAUUGUUUCUUUCAUUCCUUGUUCUAGAGCUAACCACUCUAAAAUUGUUUGGUAAUGUCACUUAGUGUAAUUAAUUGUAACAUAUUCUUUUAAAUAAAUUGAUUUAUUGAUCAAACA
Homo sapiens (human) is the source of this 7218-nucleotide messenger RNA. RefSeq names its product sorting nexin 27 (gene SNX27). Gene Ontology annotation, molecular function: phosphatidylinositol-3-phosphate binding; phosphatidylinositol binding. Bases 153 to 1739 code for a protein of 528 amino acids. The transcript has 12 exons. Gene Ontology annotation, biological process: endosomal transport; signal transduction; regulation of postsynaptic membrane neurotransmitter receptor levels. The record is from RefSeq and is marked reviewed. Gene Ontology annotation, cellular component: early endosome; cytosol; Schaffer collateral - CA1 synapse. Lineage: Eukaryota; Metazoa; Chordata; Mammalia; Primates; Hominidae.